AUGGCUGAAGUAAAAAUUCAUUCUGAUCAUUCUGGUCGGAUAGAAGAAAAAGACGACAAUGUGAACGUUUUUUCUGUUAGUAACUCUUAUAGCAAGGUUGAAUUACCAUUAUCGAACCAUAAUCAGAAUGCUCGACAGAUGCAUGAACAUAAUGAAACUAGUUUGAUGGGCAAUGUUAAGACGAAUUCUAUUCUAUUAGCAUCUUCAAGUCGAAAACAAACUUAUCAUCAAAUACCAAAUCUCAAAAUGAACAGUACAACAAACAAAAGUUCGAUACCCAUUGAUAAAUGGAAAACUUCACGACAACUUAUACCAAACUAUUUGAAAAUGUCUAGUCGUCUCUUCGUGGAUUUAUUAUGUACGAAUUUGGCUAGUCAUCAGAAUAAAAUAAAGCAUUGGCUAAUACAUACAAACUAA
This is a messenger RNA of Rotaria socialis, 417 nucleotides long. Lineage: Eukaryota; Metazoa; Rotifera; Eurotatoria; Philodinida; Philodinidae. The record is from the annotation of a GenBank genome assembly.